AGCAACUAACAUUUAAAGAUCUUUCCAAGAGAUUUCAGGACGAAAUAUCAAAAUUUCUCGAAUUCAUGUUCAAUGUAGAACCAAAACAGCUUGUGGUUAGCAAACCUGUUACAGGCUCAAUGUUGGCUGUUUUGACCAAUCAGUAUGUUGAUGCUUUGCGAAAUGGCGCUGUGCCAGAUGUGGAAAAUGCAUUCGAAGCGGUUGCAACAAUGGAAAAUGCAAAAGUACGAAAGGAGGCAUUAGAACAGUUUCAUAAGGAUUUAGUCGACCAGAUAAUGCCGGUUCCCUACAAACAACUUGACGACCAUUUUCAAAGAGUACAAUGGACUGCACUUGAGUACAUUCGAAACAAUGUCGUGAAAGACACAAAACAUUCUGUUGAAAAGCAUGUUCAGUCCGACAUGGAAAUGUCAUGGUUACAAAGGAAGUCUGUAAAUGAGCAACAUGUCAUCGAAUUAUGUGAGAAAAGUUUGGAAGCGUUACCAUCAACGAGUAAUCUGGUCGAAAGUAUUCAGGCAAAAUCAUAUGCAGUUGUCGGGGGCCAUAAACAAUUCAAACUUGAUUCGGAACUAGUCGGAAAGCAGUACCAUUCAAUGCUGAAAGAUAAAGGAUAUACGGACAGAGAGAUGGCAAUAACCUGGAGUACAUUUAUUCAGACUCUUGCAGAGGCUGAGAUGGAAAUCAUUCAGUUAGACAAUUCAUUGUCAGAAGAAGAGAAGAAAAAGGAAAGAGAGGAAAACAAGCAAGAAAUACAGCGAAUGGUACACGAAAUGGAAGAACAAAACAAACAGUUACUCGAAGAACAGCGGAAAACUUACACAGCCCAGCAAAAGAAGAUUGAGGACGAACGAGACAAGCAAGACCGGCAACACCAAGAGAAAAUGACUAACCUCAUACAAAAGAUAGCAGAUCUUGAGACAGACAAGGAUGAACGUCAGUUCCUACAACAAAGAAUUCUACUUCUGGAAGAAGAAGACAAAAACAAAAGAAAAGAGGAAAGGCAAUGGCGAAUUAACGAGCAGCGAAGACGAGAUGAGAUAGAACGGAAAAGAGAGGAACAUUGGCAACAAUCGCAAAAAGAUGAAAAGAAACGACAUGAGACAGCUACAAAACAAAUGCUGGAUUUAAUGGAGAGGAUACAAAAGACAAACGAAGAUAAAGAAGCUGAGACAGCCCAGGGCUUUGACAUGAUUGGAGACCCAGAUAAGUUUAGACUGUGGCAGCCCGACAGAUUUUCAGCACAGAAACGUUUGAACCGAGCCUCUGUCAUUUUGCUCGAGUUUGGAUUACGUAUGAAACUCAUGUCGACUUUGCGCCAUAGCUCUGGUGCAUUCCCAACCUUUGCAAACAUUCGGCACAUCUUCUGA
Molecule: messenger RNA, 1367 nt
Organism: Mya arenaria
Lineage: Eukaryota; Metazoa; Mollusca; Bivalvia; Myida; Myidae
Product: guanylate-binding protein 4-like
Exons: 6
Coding region: 66-1367 (433 amino acids)
Molecular function (GO): GTPase activity; GTP binding
Source: RefSeq, a predicted model, not a curated record